Aspergillus candidus is the source of this 1582-nucleotide messenger RNA. Its product is annotated as aldo/keto reductase. Bases 214 to 1248 code for a protein of 344 amino acids. Lineage: Eukaryota; Fungi; Ascomycota; Eurotiomycetes; Eurotiales; Aspergillaceae. The record is from RefSeq and is a predicted model, not a curated record. The transcript has a single exon.
AGACAUUAGUCAAAUCAGUGGAUGAUGAAUCAUUGGAUGACAAACAGAGAUGAUGACACGGACAUAAGCGUGCAACGUUACUAAGUCCGAGACGACAUUUACAUAUAUAGCGUCAUCAUCCCCGCACACAUCAGUCCACAACCAUCAGUCCACAACUAAAAUAUUCCACCUUCAAAACCUCCCAUAUAUACUGCAAAUACUACAUUACAAAUCAUGAAGUACGUCCAACUCGGCAAAAGCGGCCUCCGCGUGUCCCCGAUCUGCGUCGGCUGCAUGAGCUACGGCACCCCCGGCAAGCAAUUCGACUGGGCAAUCGGCGAAGCCGACGCACUCCCCAUCCUAGACCACUGCUACAAGUCCGGUCUCAACUUUUAUGACACAGCCAACGCGUACUCCAACGGCGACUCGGAGAUCAUCCUCGGCAAGGCUAUCAAGAAAUUCAACUGGGACCGGGAGGCCAUCGUCGUCGCGACCAAAGUGUGGGCUCCGGUAGGACGGGGUUUUGAGAAGCCGCUCCGGAUGGCGCAGGAUGACCGUGACAAUGCGGGGUAUGUCAAUCAGUACGGGUUGAGCAGGAAGCAUAUCUUCGAUAGCGUGGAUGCGAGCCUGAAGCGUCUUGAUCUGCCGUAUGUGGAUCUGCUGCAGAUACACCGGUUUGACCCGCAUACGUCGCCGCGGGAGACGAUGGAGGCGCUGCAUGAUGUGGUCAAGUCGGGUAAAGUGCGGUAUAUUGGGGCGAGCUCGAUGUGGGCGCAUCAGCUGCUGGAGUAUCAGUAUACGGCGCGACUGCACGGGUGGACUGAGUUUGUGAGUAUGCAGAAUUUGCAUAAUGCGAUGUAUCGCGAGGAGGAGAGGGAGAUGUUUCCGGCUUGUGCGCAGUUCGGCAUGGGCGGCAUCCCGUGGAGUCCUGUGGCGCAGGGGUUUUUGACCAGGCCGUGGGGGGAGUAUGGGGGGACGACGCGAGGGGAGGGGCAGGAUGAUAAGUUGAUGGGCAGACCUAUUACGGAGGCGGAUCGGAGGAUUAAUGAGCGGGUUGAGGAUAUUGCGAAGGAGCGGGGCGUGUCGAUGGCUGUUGUUGCGCUUGCUUGGGCUUUGUCGAAGCCGUUCAUUACGUCGCCGAUUGUGGGGAUGAGUAAGGAGAAGAGGGUGGAUGAGGCUGUCCAGGCGAUUGAGUUUGAGCUUGGGGAGGGUGAGAUCAGGAGCAUUGAUGAUCUGUAUGAGCCGAAACAUGUGGUGGGACAUCAGUAGGGACAUCGGUAGUGGACUGAUGAGAGUCUGGAGUGUUGACUCUGAAUCUUGAAACCUAGUGUGUGUGAUGAGAUUGCUUCUGCGUAGGUCUAGACUCACCAGAGAACAUUCCUAUCAGACAGACUGUAUCCCCUGAUCACUCUGAUUGCGGGAUUAAUCUUUCCAUGCUGUCCAUCCACGUAAAUUCCCGAGACAAACAUCCCUCCCACAUAGGAACUUAUUUCACCCUUUCGCAGAAAGCGAAACAACGCCGUAGCUCAGACCAGAUACUUUUGGCGCAUGCAUACACCCGGACCUGACAUCCAUCCCGUCAUCACACUGCAGGUGAUCCCAC